Messenger RNA from Dissoconium aciculare CBS 342.82, 667 nucleotides. RefSeq lists its product as uncharacterized. The coding region runs from base 190 to 579 and encodes 129 amino acids. The transcript has a single exon. The record is from RefSeq and is a predicted model, not a curated record. Lineage: Eukaryota; Fungi; Ascomycota; Dothideomycetes; Mycosphaerellales; Dissoconiaceae.
CCGAUCCUUCUUCUCUCCUCGUCCGGCUUUGUUUGUUUUAGUGUAUGUGCGACUCGUUUUUGUUCUGCUGUUCGACGUUGUCAUUGUUGUACACCACCUCUCUCCCUCUUAUCCGUUCAAAAGAAUUUUCGAAAAGAAUUGAAGCGUUCGCGGUGUGUAGGGGGGAUGUCUCUGGGAAAGCGGUAAAGAAUGGACAAGAGGUCUGCGGGUGUCUCUGUCGCGCGAAUAGCUCUGGGUUCGCAUGGGUUGCUGUUGCUGGUCUCUCCUUUUCUGUUGGCUCCGUCGUCCGAAAGGAAACAACGGGAGGAAUCGUGGCAAUGUCCUGUGGGAUCGGAUUGGGUCGUCUCUUGUGCUUUUUUGUGUUACAACAAUCUAAUGUCACUAAUCUCUCUCUCUCUCUGUCUCUCCCCCUCUCUCUCUGUCUCUCCCUCUCUCUCUGUCUCUCCCUCUUUCUCUCUGUCUCUCCCUCUCUCUCUCUCUCUCUCUCUCUCUCUCUCUUUCUCCCUCUCUUCUCUCCUGUCCUCAUUACCCUCUUCUUCCUUUCCGGUCUCGCGAACACUUGUGAGUUCCUCCAAAUGAUACGUCCACUUCGCGACAUUACACGAGCGGGACUUCUCCUCCCCGCUCCUGAGCCUCGCUUCGCCAUGAUACCGAACUUUACACGAAU